Messenger RNA from Triticum turgidum subsp. durum (durum wheat), 312 nucleotides. Lineage: Eukaryota; Viridiplantae; Streptophyta; Magnoliopsida; Poales; Poaceae. The record is from the annotation of a GenBank genome assembly.
AUGGGAGCUUCCUCUUCUCCCCCUCUCACGCCCGGUCCUGCCCACGUACGGCCGGCAGGGCCGGGAAGGGCACACUCCGUUAUCCAAUCCGGCGUCCGUGCACGCAGCGCACACCAUGUAGGCCACAAGAUCUCAGAUAGCUUAUGUCACGGUGGUGGCAUAAGCUACCAGUACCAGCUGCAUGCCUGUGCUCUUCUUCACUUGGAGGCUUGGAGUGUGCCCUCGGCCAUGGCCCAUGGGCGCGUAAGUAGCACCCGAUGGAUCCGGCGUUGGCUAGCCAUCUCCAUCCUCCAUCAAGCUGCAGCUAGCUAG